This is a messenger RNA of Chondrus crispus (carragheen), 1361 nucleotides long. RefSeq lists its product as hypothetical. The coding region runs from base 1 to 1278 and encodes 425 amino acids. Gene Ontology annotation, molecular function: protein binding. The transcript has 2 exons. Gene Ontology annotation, cellular component: cytoplasm; membrane. The record is from RefSeq and is a predicted model, not a curated record. Lineage: Eukaryota; Rhodophyta; Florideophyceae; Gigartinales; Gigartinaceae.
AUGGCAUCCAAGGAACUCCGCCCCACCCUUGGCACGGGUGUGCCUAAGACGCGCAAGCGCAACAUCCAAACCAAGCUUGAUCCCGACACAUUCCGCACACGUCUCUUCGAGGAGCUAGAAAAGCACGGCAUCUCGGCGACCAUCAUAUCGCCACUUUCCAGCGAUGAGUUUGACUACCACCGUUACGGGGAGGUCUUUUGCGAAGUCAUGCUUGCGGGAAACAUCGUCGAGCCCGGCGGGGCAGUCCGAACCAAUCCACCCCCGACAGAGCACUGCGUCUUCGCCGCGAAGAACUCAGACGCCGUCCUGGCCGUCGUCGACAUCAUGCAUCAGCUCAUGCGUCGCAAGCCCUUUUUGCGUGCGAGAUAUGAUCUUGUCUUUACAAAACUGCUUUCGUGUCUGGCUGUUUUCGAGGAAGUCCCGCGCGCGAAUCUCGCUGUCGCUAUCGCGUCCAUGCUGGAACGCCAGAUGCUUUCUCCGGUCGUCCUCAAAUCCCUGUCAUCUCAGAGUGCAAUCGCUUCCGGAAUCGCCCUUGACUUCAUGACCGCCAUCAUCACUUCUUUCCUCGAGCAGAACAACCAGUCCAUCGACAAGCUCAUGGCCCUACUCAAAUCUGCCGGUAUUGAUACCGGCACUAUGGUAAACAUGAUGCCAUCCGGAUCGCGCUCCGCAGACGCCUUGUCGGAACAUUUCGCCGCUCUAGGCUUGGACAAGCUGGUGGAGCAGAAUGAGCGACGAGUCAAGGCUGACAAAAUCCGCACGCUUCGCGACGGCAUCUCCGAGCGCCUGGAGCGCCUGGGCGCUGUCCCCAUAGAGGAGGUGGUUCAGUUUGUCAAGACUACACGCGAGGAGACCGGCCUGACAGAGACAGAGAGCGUGCACGCCGCCUGGGCGGGCGUCGUCAUGUCUGUCAACAUGUCGCGUAAGACGCAGCAGAACCGUACGGCACUGCUCAUGGCCACGCAGAAGGGUGCGCCGUUGUUGGAACAGGUAUGCGCAAGUGGGGCUAUGCAAAUAGUACUUAUUCAACAAGUACAGGCCUACGUGUCGGCAGACAUGGAACUGCUCAAGAUUGCCGUCUUUUGCGACGUUAUUAAUCUACUGUAUCGGAAGGACGUGCUUGUUGAGGAGGCCAUCCUGAGAUGGUUCCGUCGGGGAAUGAGAUUGGAGAAGGGAUCGGCCGCAAGUAGCAACAUUAUACGCGAACAGAUGAUCCCAUUCGUCAAAUGGUUGGAGACGGCAGAGGAGGAGAGCGAGGAAGAAGGGGAAGCGGCCUAAGGCCGUCGGCAACUGCAAAAGAGGGGCAGAAGUUGAGGAGGUUGUUCGACGGCGAACAGGAGUAAAAAGUUUUGUGUUAAAGA